This is a messenger RNA of Rhizopus microsporus ATCC 52813, 3310 nucleotides long. RefSeq names its product acetyl-CoA synthetase-like protein. The transcript has 3 exons. The record is from RefSeq and is a predicted model, not a curated record. Bases 13 to 3168 code for a protein of 1051 amino acids. Lineage: Eukaryota; Fungi; Mucoromycota; Mucoromycetes; Mucorales; Rhizopodaceae.
AUUCUUUUCUUUAUGAAAAACAUGAUUACUAUCACUCCCUCAACCCCUCCUUCUGAAAUCAAUGCUGAAGAGCAUAUGACCCUCAUCAACUAUCUCAACAAGACUUGCAAAGACAAUGACGAUCGCAUCCUUGCGUAUUACCAUUCGAACAACAGUUUUCAUUCUUUGACAUAUGCCCAAGUAGACCUUGUUGCUACUAACUUGGCUUGUAAAUGGUCAAAUAUCAUCAAGGACACACGAACAGUAUCCUAUUUAGCUGAUCAUAGUAUUGACUACCUGAUCGUCGUUUUGGCUCUUUUGAAGCUCCGUGUAACUCCCUUUCUGAUCUCCCCAAGGAAUUCUCAGGCGGCCAUUGCUCAUUUGAUGAAGACCACAACGUCUAAGUUUCUUUUAGCAAGCAAAAAGUAUCAAUCGAUAGCCAUGGCCAUCAGUUCCUCAGUCAAAGGCAUGAGAGAAUUAAUCAUGAGCCCACUUCAACUUGAUGUGCUAACAAUGGAACCUUAUUAUCCCAACUAUCAAGAUGUUCUUAACCACACCUUUAUCUCUUCAGAUAUUACAAAAACUGCACUCAUCAUGCACAGUUCAGGAACUACUAACUUUCCAAAGCCCAUCUAUUGUUCCAACAGGUACAUGUUUAAAGCUAUCAAUGCCUUGAAUGCGCUACAAUCGAGUGAACAUGCCAUGCUGCCUGUAGAUCAUAAUGAUGUAUUUCUUGUAUGCGCUCCUAUGUUUCAUUCCUUUGGAAUCACUUGUGUGCUUCAAAUGCUUGUAGCUGGUGGAAGUAUUGUAUACUUGGAAAAGCUUCCACCUUCUCAAAGUGAAAUUGCCCAGGCACUACGUUCUGUACAAUGCACCAUGAUGUCAGCACCUCCACUCAUCCUCGAGCAGAUGUUGAGCGUUAUACACGACGAUCUAAAGUACCGUGAAAAUCUCGCAAGGCUCAAGUACAUCUUCUUUGGCGGCGCUCCUCUCCGAUUUGACACUGGCGAGAAAUUUCACGAAUACGGUAUAAACGUCCGCGCGGUCUAUGGCUCUACAGAAUUUGGCACUAUCAUGGCCUCAGAUCUAGACCGCAAAAGCAGAAACUGGUAUGCGCUUCGUCCAUUUAUAAAGGACCCCAAUGGUCAAGAAUACUGUCUGUUUGAAACGGUAGAUCGUGAUGUAAAGCAUAUGGUUAUUCGAAGAGAUUGUCCCAACCUGGCUAUAGGUCUUGCUCAAGCUGAUGGGUACAGCUCAAACGAUUUGUUCAAGGAACAUCCGGAUUUUCCAGGGUAUUAUAUCUAUAUUAAUCGUCGCGACAAUAUUCUGAUUAUGGAAAACGGGGAAAAGACAAACCCGGCUCCAAUGGAAAUGGCCAUUGCAAACUGUUCAGUAGUCAGCCAAGUGAUUGUUCUGGGCCAUGGUCGACAGUGCACUGCUGCUCUUGUUGAGCUGCAUAAAGAAUACAUGAAGAAUGAUCAACAAAACGACGCUAUGAAGAUAGUGUAUGACGCUGUUGAAGAAGCUAACAAAGAGUGUCCUAGUCACAGUAUGCUUUUAAAACAAAUGGUCAAGAUACUUCCUCCUGGUAAGACAUUGCCGACAACAGUAAAGGGUGGCGUAUCGCGUAAAGCUGCUGAAGAAAUGUAUAAAGAUAUAAUUGAAUCCAUGUAUAAAGCAUUUAUAGAUGGCCCACAAAAACGAAGCGCAUCUCCAGUAUCACAGAGUCCCGAAAAGGUCAAGGAGUUUUUGAUCGACUCUGUUUCAGCAACGCUUAAUAUGUCCAAGGUAUCUCUACAGGAUACAUCAUGUUCUUUGUUUAGCCUUGGCCUCACGUCACUAUCUGCCAUUCAACUUCGCAAUCUUGUAGCUUCAGAAUAUAGCUACAUUCCGCAAGACUUUGUCUACCAGUUUUCUAAUAUCGAUGCCAUGUGUACAGCUCUCACAACAGCCAAUAUCAUCAACAAGCCAGUUCAAAAAGAACAACAGUAUGAACAAACACAGAUGCUGGCGAAGGCUUAUAUUAAAAGAGCAGCAGUAGACUUUCCUGUGGUUAAGGAGCUCUGUGAAACGAAGAACAGAGAUCUCGUCAUUCUACUGACGGGUGCUACAGGUUCUCUUGGGUCGUUCUUACUAUGCGAGCUGCUAAAAAGUAGAAAAGUCAAAAAAGUAUACUGUAUGGUAAGAGGCAACAGUGAUAUCGAACGGCGACAGAGAAUGGAAGAGGCGCUCUUGUCUCGCAAGCUUGACGUUUCUUUACUGGAUGAUGCGUCACGUAUAGAACUGUUACCGAUGGAUCUGAGCGAUCCCUACCUUGGUCUCUACCGAGAUCGAUACUUGGAACUUCAAUGGGAAAUCGACAUGGUCCAGCAUUGUGCUUGGAUGUUGGAUUUUAAUCGAACUGUCGCUGACUAUGAUAAAGAAUGUAUUUCAUUCUUUUAUAACCUAUUAAAGUUUGCUUACCGUGAAUCUAACCCGAUGCGAGUCCAUUUCAUCUCGAGUGUUAGCGCAAGUGUCAAGCUUGGAAAUCUCAUCGAAGAAGUUCCGCUACCGUUUAAUUCACGUGUCGCAAUGCCAAAAGGUUAUGCUCAGUCCAAGUUUAUUGUCGAAGUGCUCCUUAACUACCUUGUGACCAAGAAAAAGUGGCCAUGCUUCAUUGAGCGCUUAGGCCAAGUCUGUGGUGAUACGGAGCAUGGCGUCUGGAACAUAUCUGAACAAUAUCCUCUCAUGUUUAUCGGUGGAGCACGCAUGAUGAAGAAAAUGCCCAAGCUUGAUACAGUCAUCGAUUGGAUCCCAGUCAAUUAUGCCGCGGCGUCUAUUUCUGAAAUAAUGCUGCAUACUUCAACACUGCAAGCUUGCACGGACACGUCUGUGUAUCAUGUGGUGAAUCCCAAGAUAAUUACGUGGUCUGACAUUCUUUGCGUGAUGAAGAAGGCUGAUAUGGCCUUUGAUGUGGUUUCGCCUUCAGAAUGGGUUCAGGAGCUUUCACACGAUAUGAAUAAUCCGGCUUAUCGUCUGUUGUCAUUCUACAAGACAAAUUUGACAGAUUCGUUCAAGAUGCCCGUUUGGCAAACUGAAAGGACAAGAAAAGUUUCUCCUACUCUCAACAAAGUCCCGGCAGUGGACGUCAUUUUAUUUAAAAAAUGUUUGGAAUAUUGGGAACAAAAGGGAUUCUUGAAUUCACUUUAGAACAUCAUAAUGCCAAAGUCUUUAGAAGCACUGAUAGCCAUAAAAGGGUCUUUAGACUUUGUUUGCUCUAAUAAACUACUUGUGUAUUAGUAAUUUAAGAACUCACUUCUACUUUUAUAAAAUGUAUCACUAUUGUCUUCUU